AUGUUCAGCUCUACCUUCAAAACUGAUCACCUUCAGGUCAACUUGCAACUGGUCAUCAAUUGCUUAAAACUCCUGAAAAAAAGAAAAGUAUCUAAGCGGGCUCAGAGAGCAAGGAAGGAGGUUGCCGACCAUCUGGCUGCUGGGAAGGAAGAACGAACUCAGAUCCAUGUGGAGCACAUUAUCUGGGAAGACUACCUCUUGGAGACCAUGGAGAUCCUGGAGCUGUUCUGUGACCUGCUACUAGCUCGGUUUAGCUUGAUUCAGGUCACAAAGGAACUAGAUUCUGGUCUGGCUGAAUUUGUAUCUACACUUAUCUGGACAGUGCCUCAGCUGCAGUCAGAGAUGCCUGAGUUGAAAAUAGUAUCUGAUCAGCUUUGUGCAAAAUACAGCCAAGAAUAUGGUCAGCUGUGUCAAACCAAUGAAAUUGGAGCUGUCAGCUCUCAGGUACUUUGUAAAUUAAAUGUGAACACUCUACCCCAGGUACUAGUGGAACAGUACUUCACAGAAAUUGCUAAGAACUAUAAUGUGUCCUAUGCAUCCAAGACAUUCAUGAAUGAUGACUACAAGAAGAAUGCUUUGCUUCUUUCACUGGUUCCUAGAUUCAACCCUCCAAAUUCUCCAAAGCCAGAAUCAAGAGCCAAGAUUCGUUUUGAUAACUUUAUGCUGCCUCAUUUGCCUGAUGUAAAACCUCAAGCAAGCUUGUCCAUUGGUCCUUAUGGUUCUGAAGAGGUUGACUUUGAGGAUCUUAACCGGAGACUUGAAAUGUUGAAGAAAAUGACAUAA
Molecule: messenger RNA, 783 nt
Organism: Carlito syrichta (Philippine tarsier)
Lineage: Eukaryota; Metazoa; Chordata; Mammalia; Primates; Tarsiidae
Product: IST1 homolog
Exons: 7
Coding region: 1-783 (260 amino acids)
Biological process (GO): protein transport
Source: RefSeq, a predicted model, not a curated record